This is a messenger RNA of Cydia pomonella (codling moth), 880 nucleotides long. RefSeq names its product ADP-ribosylation factor-related protein 1 (gene Arfrp1). Gene Ontology annotation, cellular component: Golgi apparatus. Gene Ontology annotation, molecular function: GTP binding; GTPase activity. Gene Ontology annotation, biological process: Golgi to plasma membrane protein transport; intracellular protein transport; protein localization to organelle. The record is from RefSeq and is a predicted model, not a curated record. The transcript has 5 exons. Lineage: Eukaryota; Metazoa; Arthropoda; Insecta; Lepidoptera; Tortricidae. Bases 120 to 731 code for a protein of 203 amino acids.
AGUGACAGUGACAUUUUGUGACACUCCUAUGUUUACUUACACGUACCUAUUUUAAUUUUAUUAUUUUACAGGACAGUAAAUAAAUAUCAAAAUAACAAUUAACUGAAAAAUGCUACAAAAUGUACACGUUAUUACAUGGAUUUUAUAAGUACCUGGUUCAGAAAGACGAAUACUGCGUGUUAAUAUUAGGUCUUGAUAAUGCAGGGAAAACGACUUACCUUGAAGCCACAAAAACUAAGUUUACUAAGAAGUACAAAGCCUUGAACCCGAAUAGGAUAACCACGACUGUUGGACUCAAUAUAGGAAAAAUAGAUGUUGACGGAGUGAGGCUAAACUUUUGGGACCUUGGAGGGCAAGUGGAGCUUCAAUCUCUGUGGGACAAAUACUUUGCUGAAUGUCAUGCGGUAAUCUAUAUUGUAGAUUCUUCUGACAGAGAAAGGAUAUCAGAGUCUAAGGAAACUUUUGACAGAAUGAUAGCAUCAGAACACCUAUCCGGGGUCCCUCUCCUGGUCCUCGCUAACAAACAAGACAUUCCAGACUGCAUGGGCGUACAUACAGUCAAACCUAUAUUCAACCAAAACGCACAUCUCAUUGGUGCGAGGGACAUCAUGCUUAUGGCUACUUCUGCGCUCACUGGCGAUGGAGUCGACGAGGGCAUCCGGUGGCUAGUGGACUGCAUCAAAAGGAACAGCGAGCAGCGCCCGCCGCGCAACCACGACGAGAACUUAUGAAAUCAUUGCGACACCUUAUCCAUUACAAAAUUAUAUAUCACUGCUCGUCACCGCUGAAUAUUAACGAGUUUUCCUAUUAAGAUAAUGCGGAGCGAACCAUUGUUUUGUACAUACAUUAUUGACAUUGUAAGAAUAAAAGUUAAACUGAA